AGAGAUCAGUUAAAGCCUUGGCCCCGCCCCUCUCUCUCGCACCGCCGCCGCUUGUUCCUCGAGGUGUGACGUCACGUGAACUACCCGUGUCCAUUCCAGCUGAGAGAAAGAGAGAGAGAGGGAGGAGGAGGAGGAGGACGUCGCGCGGCCCAAACACAGACCCGAGCCCGUGCGCCCGUGACUGGAUCCACCGGAUGCAGAAAAAAAAGUAAAGACAGAAAGAGGAAACGACCCCCUCCACCACCUUCCACCACCCACCUCCACCCCCCCACGAAGGACAGCAGAGCGCGACAGCAGAGGAGAGAAGCAGCAAUACAACUUGUCAUCUGACCACGUACAGCUCGCGUCGCUGGCUGUUGUUUUUUGCCUCUUUUUUUCCACGACUGCUUUGUUUUAGCGGAAGAAGUCUCAUCUUGUUUUAUUUUGUUGUAUUUUUUUUUUUAUAUAACCGUACCACUAACUGGGGAUAUCGCUCUUCAACUUUUGAGUAAUAUUUUCCUGCGCGUGCAAAGUGUGUGUGCGGCAUUUUCACGCCUUUGCAGUUUUAUUAUGGACAGUAUUCCUAAUCAGAUGGUCUGACUGUCCCUCCCACACUGCUUAUCUGAGAAUAACAGCUUCAUCUACAUCAUCCAAAGGCAAUGGAAUACUUGGAUAAAAAUAUUCCUGCAGGGAAAUAAGGAACUCUUUAUAAACUACAAGUGGAAGUCCUCGAGCCUGAUUGUCCCAUUGGUAGGUACUCCUGUCAGCUCGUCUCGCCCCUUCAAGUGCCCCAGGUGUCUUUCUGCGACCCGUCUGGUCCAGGAUGUCCAGGCAGCUCUCCCAGCUUCCGACCCCAGACCUCCCAGCUGGGGCAAGUCCACAGUUUGGAAGCUGUACUCAGCCUGGAGGCUCCCUUACAGGGGGGCACCUCAACUCAAUGGCAGGUCUGAAAUCCCUCCUGCAGCACCCCAUGAAAGGAGACCAGCGUUUAAAAAACCCAUGCGAUUCAAAAGACAAAGACAGACUGGACCUUGAUGAGGACUCCUUGGGAGUGUGCCCCAUGAGAAAUGGAAAUGGAAUAGUCAGCAGUAAUAGCAGUAAUGGCUGUGGAGGAGGUGGAAAUGGAGGAGGAAGCUUCAACCAGUUCUUGGGGCCUCUCUUGUGGGAUCGCACCCUGCCUGCAGAUGGGAGCCUCUUUCAGCUUCAGUACAUGGACUUGGAGGAGUUUCUGACCGAAAAUGGAAUGGGCAGCACACAUAACAACAACAGCUCGUGUUCAGCCCAGAUCCCCUCACAGAGCCCCCAGUCAGCUGUGCCCAACCAGAGCUCCCAGUGCCUACCACCCUCAUCCCCACCUGGAUCUUCAUCCUCCCCACCUUCUUCCUCUUCUUCUCCAUCUCUUAUUGGUCUGGAGGUGGCUCAGCCACAAAGUCUUGCAGGAGGAACUGACUGCCUGCAUGGGAGUCAGGGGAGUAUGAAUGACUCCUGUGAGUCGCCUUCUUCUUCCUCAUCAUCCUCUUGUCCACCUCUGCUCACACCCACCGGCAAUGGGCCAGAUGGGAUUGGAAUAUUUGACAUGGAUUCUUCAGACAUGGCUAUGUCCAACAGCUCAGCAGAGCAGCAGAACUUUGAUCCCAGGAGGCACUCCUUCAGCGAGGAGGAGCUCAAGCCGCAGCCCAUGAUCAAGAAGGCCCGCAAGAUCCUGGUACCCGAUAACAUGAAGGAUGAGAAGUACUGGAGCAGGAGGCACAAAAACAAUGAAGCGGCAAAGCGCUCUCGAGAUGCCCGCCGUCUCAAGGAGAACCAGAUAUCGGUGCGCGCCGCCUACCUGGAGAGAGAAAACGCCGCCCUGCGACAGGAAGUGGCCGAGAUGCGGAAGGAACUGGGCCGGUGUCGCAACAUACUUAGUAAAUACGAGAACCGUCUCGCUGACCAGUGAUGGCAGCGCGGAGAAGAAUCAGGAAGAGGAGGAAUAUAAGCUGGAUUCAAUCUGAGACUCUGAAUUUCUGGGAUGACGUGAUGGACAGAAAGGGGUCGAUGAUGAUGAUGAUAAUGAUGAUGAUGAUGAAUGUAUAAGACGAGGAGGUUUGUGCAUUGAAGCUCAGGUGUCUUGUUUCGUUGAGGUGUCGUCUCUUAAAAGCGGCGGACAGAGAGAAUAAUUUAACAGAUGAAAGAUGUGACUUUUAAGAGUUUUGUUAUUGGAGAAUUGUAUAUUUUUAUAAUACUUCAGAAAAAUUAGAGGGAGAGCAAAUUUGAAGAAUAAUUUUGUAUAUUUUCUACAUGACGGGGACAUAGAGAUGGGGGAAAGCUGCGAUAAAUAUCUUUUUAUUAUAGAUGAGGCAGGAGAUGCUUAAUAGGUUGUCAGCCAUCAAUUUUAAAAUUUUUUUUUUUGUUUCUUUUAGAUGAUUAAUAUAGUCAGGAUGCAGCAGCUGGGUUGAGAACGCAUGUAACCAAUGUAAUAUAGAGAGCAAAAUUAUCUUAAAGUCGUAUAGUUCAACAUUUUGUGGAUUUUACUCGAGCACUUAAGUUUUCCUCUUAUGUUUCUGUCACUGGGGAUGCUUGAGAGAGACAGAAUGAGAGACACCAUGUAUACAGUCCAGCUUUAUCCUCUUGACCAGUCUUGUAUAUUCUUUUCUAUUAGAAUAACUUCAUCCUCCCCCACCAACAAUAUCAGCUCUUUUUACCUUGGUUUUAACUUUAUAAGACUGGUAAAUCUUUCUCUAACCCAUACUUGUAUGUAUGGCUCUUUCUCCUUUUCACUAUCCCAGUGGAAGUGCUUUCAAUCUACUCUGGUGUUUUGUAUUUUUCCCAAGCCGGUGAAAGCCUGUUGUGAUGCCCUGGGUAACUCUGCUCCUCUUCAUCCUCUCUUUGAAUUGCUCCCGUGUUUCUAUAUCUGACGUCUCUAUUUCUGUCUUCUCCCACUUGCAGCCAGUCCCUUCACGGUUAUGUGCAAACUCUUUCCAUUGCAUUUUUGUCUUUGUGACUCUCUUGCACCUGGAAGGUACACAGAGUAGUUAAAUCUCAGUGUUGUAACAUAUUCUGAAGUAGUAAUCAAUCGUCCCAGUAAAACACACAUUGUUACUUUAUUGAACACACUUUAAUUAGCAUUAUUGCGGGGGACAUGGUGGGUGGGUGGGAAUUGUUGUGUAUAUUGGAUAGGCCUCUACUAUUUUGUGUAUUUGAUGUAUUCCAGGAGAUGGGUUGAGGACCCCCAUUGAGUGGAAUGUGUUAAUUUCUCAGAUUUCUGGGAGAAAUAAAAGCCAAAAUGUUGAUCCUAUGUCGAUCCACGAAAACUUGUUGCUAUUUAGUGCUCUUUCAAUCCUUCCUUUUUACUGUAUCUAUAAACUUCUCUGUGUACCCACAACACCUACACAGGGGCAUGGUACACUAUGUUAUGUUCCUGGGGGAGGGACGACUAGUAAUAGAGUGUGAUUUUAAUCCCCUCAAUGACCAUGAUGAGUAGUUACUAUUACAGCUAUUAUUAUUGUUAUGAUUAUUAUGAUUAUCCCUCUUAUUGUUGUUGUUCUGUAUUACUGAGUGUUUUUUUUCUUUCUUUGGAUGAUCUGUUGCACCUUGAAACAUCUUUGAUCUUCAGUGUUCCCCAGAAAGACUAUUCAGAUGGAAAAAAAAUACAACCCCACUCUCAGCUAUUUGCACCCUGUUUCGGACCUCCAGACAUUCAACAUUUACCCACUUCUACAGAGACUUCUCUUUUCUUUGACCAUGGAUUUCACAAAUGUGGCUCAGUAACUUGAACAUGAUGUUCGCUCAGACCUACUUGACCUUUCAUCAUGACCUUUUUCCCCACCUGUGCAUGGACUAUGCGCACUACUGAUACGCUCCUUGUUGGUUUAUCUGCCUUUAUCACCUCAUUCAGUGAUUGUUUGCUCUCCUAACAAGAUUUAGUAUCUUAUCUCUUCACAGAUGUGGUUGAUAAAUCUUAUAGUGACUCUAACUGAUCAACUGCCCUGCUGCAUCAGUAGUGUCCAUGAUGUCCAGCCCACCAGUCAGUGCUGGUUGUUUGGAUGUAGUAUGAAAUUCCACCUUCCCCCCCUCCAAAAAAAAAAAAAACACCAAUAAAAGAUUGUUCUCAUUCAUCA
This is a messenger RNA of Archocentrus centrarchus (flier cichlid), 4079 nucleotides long. RefSeq names its product D site albumin promoter binding protein b (gene dbpb). Gene Ontology annotation, molecular function: RNA polymerase II cis-regulatory region sequence-specific DNA binding; DNA-binding transcription factor activity, RNA polymerase II-specific. NCBI's taxonomy places the organism in Eukaryota, Metazoa, Chordata, Actinopteri, Cichliformes, Cichlidae. Gene Ontology annotation, biological process: regulation of transcription by RNA polymerase II. The transcript has 5 exons. Bases 803 to 1918 code for a protein of 371 amino acids. The record is from RefSeq and is a predicted model, not a curated record. Gene Ontology annotation, cellular component: nucleus.